Amaranthus tricolor (Joseph's coat) is the source of this 886-nucleotide messenger RNA. RefSeq names its product pleckstrin homology domain-containing protein 1-like. Lineage: Eukaryota; Viridiplantae; Streptophyta; Magnoliopsida; Caryophyllales; Amaranthaceae. The record is from RefSeq and is a predicted model, not a curated record. The transcript has a single exon. The coding region runs from base 159 to 590 and encodes 143 amino acids.
AUCUUUCUACACACGAAUUAUGAAAUUGUAACCUCUCUAAAAAACUAACCCACACAUACUUUCCCCAUUCUUCUUUAUUCCACCCUGUUAACUCUCCCAUCUUCAACCUUCCAAUCAAAUCCCCUUCUCUCUCUUCAUUCGCUCUCAACCCCAUAUCAAUGGAUGCAAUCCUAAGAGCAAUCGGGUCAGGCCCAAACCCAGAAGAUUACUCAGGUAUAGACUUCUGGUCCAACCCAGAGCGGGUCGGGUGGCUCACAAAACAAGGCGAAUACAUCAAAACUUGGAGACGUCGUUGGUUCGUCCUCAAACAAGGUAAGCUUUUAUGGUUCAAAGAAUCCACCAUAACCCGCACCUCUGUUCCUCGUGGCGUUAUCCAUGUGAGCCGUUGCCUUACCGUUAAAGGGGCCGAAGAUUCCAUCAACAAGCCUUCCGCGUUUGAGAUCUCUACCUCGGAUGGUUCUACUAUGUACUUUAUUGCUGAUUCUGAUAAAGAGAAAGAAGAAUGGAUUAAUUCAAUUGGACGAUGUAUUGUUCAGAAUUCACGAUCCGUCACUGAUUCUGAAGUCGUUGACUAUGAUAAUCGUCAUUAAAUUUGUUUGAAGUUUGUUUUUAUGAAAUUUGGUUAUGGAUGAUUAUGAUUACUAAUUUCGGAUGAUGAUCAUCAUAUUGUAAAGUUAGUUUACUAGUUAAUUUUAUUGUCAGUCAUCUGGUUUUUGAAUUGCGGACUGAUAUUGCUGAUUUUUUUUGUUUUAAUUGUUGUGAUCUGACUUGUGGAAAUUUAGGGUUUUAUGUUUCCAAUUUUAAUACUUCUAUCUCUAGAAAAUUCCAAAAUGGUAAGUUGUACAAAGAUUAAAAAUAGUAAAACUAUUUAAAUAAAUUGUAUAAA